AAGAACGGCCUCUGUAGAGGAGGCUCGUGAAGGACGCUACUGGGCAGUUGGAGGCAGUCGCCCUCCAACAACAACGGAGGGCGGAGGAGCGACGCUCACAACAACGAGCGUAGCGCCGGGUGGCUAAAGCACAGCAAGUUGGCACAGUAGGGGGCACAGGUGGUGCAUCAGCCAGUCAUCUCGGUCAUCUCAGUCAGUCGACCCGUGGCACCUGGGUCUGCCCCGUGACCUCCUGCCAGCGGGCGUUCGACACUUCACGUGGCCUCAAGGUGCACUUGGCCUGGCACAAGCGUCGUGGUGAUGUCACCACCAAUUUGUGGCGAAUGUCUAUUUUUGUUCUGGUUGUGGCGUUGUGUGUGUACCUAUAUGUACGUUUGUGUGUCUGUUUGUUUGUAAGAAUGUCCGUUGAACUUCCUUGUACAGUGUAGUGUAUAGUGUAGUGUAUAGUAGUGUACAGUGUAGUGUAUAGUGUAGUGUAUAGUAGUGUAUAGUGUAGUGUAUAGAGUAGUGUAUAGUGUAGUGUAUAGUGUAGUGUAUAGUAGUGCAUAGUAUAGUGUAUAGUAGUGUAUAGUGUCGUUUAUAGUAGUGUAUAGUGUAAUGUAUAAUGUAGUUUAUAGUAGAGUAGUGUCUAGUGUAGUGUAUAGUGUAUAGUCAUGUAUAGUAGUGUAUAGUGUAUUAUCGUCAACAUCAUCACUACCAUCAUUAACAUCACCGUCACCAUCACCUCUACCAUCACCAUCAUCAUCGCCACCAUCACUGCCACUGCCACCAUCAUUAGCAUCACCACCACCAUCAUUAACAUGAACUGCAUCUCGAUUUGUCCUUUCGUUUCCAAUCAGCUCUACGCAGUAGGCAGUGGUGUUGGUGGUGGUGGUUGAGGCCCCACCAUGAGGUGGUGGCUGGUGGUGGUGGUGGCGGUGGUGGUGCCGCUGGGUCACGCCAGGACGUGGCGACACUUUCUGGCGGCCGAAGAGAGACCCUGGGACUUCGGGACGCGAGGGGCACGCUGGGAGACCAAGGCCGUGUUCGUGGGGUACAAAGACGCGACUUUCCAAGACGAUAUCCCCACAGAGCCCUGGCAAGGUCUCCUGGGCCCCGUGUUGAGGGCGGAGGUGGGUGACACCAUUGAAGUGGUCUUCCUCAACAGGGCCAGCAAGCCCUACAGCAUGCACGCUCACGGCGUCGCAUACCGCAAGAGCUCCGAGGGCGCCGCCUACGCGGACGGCACCUCCACCGAGCAGGACAAGGCGGACGACGCCGUGGCCCCCGGCCAGCGACACACGUACGUGUGGCGGGUGGCCGAGGGGCCCACAGAUGUCGACCCCGAGUGCCUCACCUACGCCUACCACUCACACGUGGACACCGUCAAGGACUCGGGCUCGGGGCUCUACGGAGCGAUCGUCGUCUGUAGGAAUGGCUCGCUGGAUGCGCACGGCCGUCAGAAGCUUGCGGAGCGAUCCAUCGUGCUGGCGUUCGCCUCCGACUCGCAGGCUCACAGCUGGUACAGCGCCCGCAGCGAGCUCACCUACACCAUCAACGGCUUCGAGCGGGGACACAUACCAGGGCUGACUCUGUGCGACGAGGGGAAACACGACCCUCCACCUGCUGUGCCCCCCAUCCGCCUCGGGGGUCAUUCUCGGUGCACGUGGAGGGGGUUGUCGACCACGCUGGAGGUGGCACCGGAGUUCACCGGCAGAGGGCGAGUGUUCAGCACGCUCACCGCUCACCUGCUCGAGUCGACCACGCUGGAGGUGGCGCCGGAGUUCACCGGAAGGGGCGAGUGUUCAGCACGCUCACCUGCUCGGUGA
Molecule: messenger RNA, 1808 nt
Organism: Lethenteron reissneri (Far Eastern brook lamprey)
Lineage: Eukaryota; Metazoa; Chordata; Hyperoartia; Petromyzontiformes; Petromyzontidae
Product: venom prothrombin activator pseutarin-C non-catalytic subunit-like
Molecular function (GO): copper ion binding; oxidoreductase activity
Source: RefSeq, a predicted model, not a curated record